Messenger RNA from Lycium barbarum (goji berry), 2678 nucleotides. RefSeq names its product stress-induced protein KIN2-like. Bases 2215 to 2415 code for a protein of 66 amino acids. Lineage: Eukaryota; Viridiplantae; Streptophyta; Magnoliopsida; Solanales; Solanaceae. The record is from RefSeq and is a predicted model, not a curated record. The transcript is spliced from 10 exons.
GGGGUUCUUACCGGAAAUGGCCCAAUUUCGGACAAUAUGAAAUAAGAUAAAACACUCUCUCCUCACGCGAACAACGCUUUCCUUUCUCUACACUUCUUAGUGAAGCAACUCCCAUCUUGCUAAAAUCUCUCCCAGCGAAUAGGUGUGCGUGAAAAUGUGUUCAAGUAAUCGUCGUGGUAAUAAUGAUAAUGAAGACGAUGAUUUUGAGACCCUGUUGCUCCUCCUAAACAGGGAAGCAUUAGAAGUACCCACUCGCAGGCGAAGCAAACUGUUAAAUCUAUUAAGGCCGGCAAGAUAAAGGCCGAGAGUGACAAUGCAACUAGUAAAAAGAAAAAGAAGAAGGUUCCAGCUCUAGCCAAAAAGAAGAAGCUGAUGAACAUUUCCAAACCAGGAUUAGUUGUCAUACAAACACAGAGAUUGUCAGCAUUUUGAAGAAAUACUUGACUGAAACACAACAACAAUGUUUCGGGAUAGUUGUUUUGGCUACUUCCUUGACUUGCCUCCCUUCAACAAUCAAAAUCAACUCAUAUAUGCUUUGUUACUUCAAGGAAAUUUCCCCUGGUUGUGAAAAAGAGAUAUGGAUUAAGCUCAAUGGUAAUACGUUGCGAUUUGGCAUCAGAGAAUUUGCUUUGGUUACUGGGUUGAAGUGUUACGAAGAUGCUAACACUGUGUAUGAUGAGCCAAAAGUCAACAGGUUACUGAAAGAGUAUUUUCCUGGAGAUGGAAAAAAAUCAGUAACGAGGGAGAGUAUGCUUGAUCGCUUCAAGCAAAAGGGUUGGAACUCAGAUGAGGAUGCGCUCAAAAUGGCCAUACUAGUAUUCGUCCACCAUUUCCUUUUCUCUGAUGCUAAUAAGCAAAGCAUAUUAAAAAAAGAUUUUGAUAUAGUUGAGAGUGGUCGGUAUUAGAGGUAUGCAUGAGGCAUAAAAGUAUUUGAAGACAUGUUCAGAACAAUGAGGGAUAAACUGCGUACCAAGUUGACGAUGUACAGGCUCGGGGGUUUGCCACUUGCAUUCCAAGUAUGGUUUUAUGAGUGUUGCUCCACGGUGACAAAACUCUAGCUUCUUGUGUUGGGAAUAGUGUGCAACACAUCCUUAACUGGAAAGUCAAAUAAGCUCCGACGUUUGUGGACCUAACUAGUGGGAAACUCAUGAUUAGUAUUUAUCAGUUGGAGUACCGGAACAUUACCCCUACUAGUGAAGAGAUAUCAAGGUUGAAUCUUGCGGCAUUUUUUUAAGAUGUCAAUUUUGAUCUUCCAUUGGAAGAAGAUGUGCGUAACUUUGACAACAAUCAUUCUAACGUUGCAUCCCCAGUUUAUGCACAGAAGCAACAGCCUCGUCCGAGAUGCAAUAGUUUUGCGAGCCCUGAUGAUUUGAAGGCUGAAAUUAAUGAGUUGAGGCUUGACGUCGGAAAGUUUCAAUGUAAAGAUUCCUCUACCAAGAAAAGGAGGAUGACGUUCCUGUUUCUGAGAAACAUCAAAAUGUUGAUGAUGAUGAUACACAUGACCACGACGAGUAUCAGCAUUUCGAUGAUCAUGACUUUGCCGCGGAUGCUCUUGAAGGAAAUAUGCCUGCUAAGCAAACUAAGUCAAGUGUCAAGGAAAAUAAGGGAGUACUGGUGGUGUUUCUGGGGCAGCGGAAACAAUAGUUGUGAAUGAUUCAAACAUGUGGCAUGACAAUGAACUCACUGAUGAAGUUUUGACCAAGUUAAAUAUUUUCCAAAUUGUGCUUCAUUAGCAACAUGCCAAAAACAAGACAUGGCACCUGAAGAAUUGGAUCGGAAAAAGUUUCCAGCAAAAUGUGUUUCUUCUCCAUUUGUGGUAGAUUUUGGUUCUAAUGUAAGUUGCACAUCAAAGUCAGUGCCCAAGUGCAUUUUUGAGGAGAAGUGUCCUUUUGUGAACAACGUUGAUGAGUUUGAUCCCUAUUCACCUGAGGGUAGAGCAUUUGCUGAGUUUGUUGAUGAUGGGAUGAUUUCAACACAAAGGAACAGCGUAAUAACAGAUCUUCCUCCAAGUCUUGAGGCUCCCGUUGGAUCAGACUCGAAUGUGGCCAAGCUUUUUCAACCUAUACACAUUUAUAGGUGUCAAGCAUCGAAUGGGUUUCACCAGCUAUAAAUACAAAGCAAAAACGUAUCCAUCACCAAUAGGAAUCUCCAAUACUACACUACAAAUUCAUAGUUUCAGUUUAAUUUGUUGUUAAUUUCAAAAGCAAAGCAAAUAUGGAUAAUUCUCAAAACAUUGGUUACCAAGCUGGCCAGGCCAAGGGCCAAGCUCAGGAAAAGGGUAAUCAGAUAAUGGAAAAGGCUGGCAAUGUUGCGCAGUCUGCCCAAGAAACAAUGCAGCAGGCGGGGCAGCAAAUGAAGGCCACGGCUCAAGGGGCAGCAGAUGCAGUUAAAAAUGCUACUGGCAUGAACAAGUAAUAAACAUGGAUCUCACAUCAUGGACAACUUUGUUCAACAUUUAGGCUAGCUAUCCGCUCUACCUUUUUUAUCUUUUUAUUUUUUUUAUUUUGAACCUUUUAAUUCAGAAAUGGGGGGAGAAUCAGUUACUUAGGUUUAAGCAUAAUUAAGAAGUUUUAUGUUUCUGAAUUGAAGAAGAGGAGGAAGCUGUGCCAGUGCAAUAAUGUCAUGCCUGGCUAAUUUCUUUUUGGUUUUAUCUAAUAAUAAUGCUUGAUUCUCCUUAA